This is a messenger RNA of Brettanomyces nanus, 1191 nucleotides long. RefSeq lists its product as uncharacterized. The record is from RefSeq and is a predicted model, not a curated record. Gene Ontology annotation, cellular component: Golgi apparatus; cytoplasm. Gene Ontology annotation, molecular function: ATP binding; protein serine/threonine kinase activity. Bases 1 to 1191 code for a protein of 396 amino acids. Gene Ontology annotation, biological process: vacuolar protein processing; regulation of vacuole fusion, non-autophagic; protein phosphorylation. The transcript has a single exon. NCBI's taxonomy places the organism in Eukaryota, Fungi, Ascomycota, Pichiomycetes, Pichiales, Pichiaceae.
AUGUGGGAAUAUUUGACAUGCUGUUUUCCAUGCAUACUUGAUAAAACACCUACGCUUCGGAUUAAUGGUGCUUCUUUCAAAAUUCUCGAUCUCCUAGGAGAAGGUGGCUUCUCUUACGUCUAUCUAGUGCAAUCCCAGACAAACCAUUCACUUUAUGCCCUUAAAAAGAUCAAUUGCCCCUAUGGAGACACCAAUUUUCAGCAGGCCAUGAAAGAAGUGGAAAACUAUCGAGAGUUCAAGUCCCCAUAUAUCAUGAAAUCCAUCGACUCUUCCGUUGUCCAAGAGAAAGAUGGGUCUAAGACGAUAUACAUCAUUUUGCCUUACUUUGAGAAUGGGUCGUUGCAGGAUAUUAUUGAUAAAAGCAGUGUCAAUAAAGUGAAAAUGAAUGAAGACGAAGUAUUGAGGCUAUUUAUUGGGAUUUGUCGUGGAUUGAUUGCAUUACAUAGACAUCAAUUGAGUAAGAACUAUCAGAUGAUACUGUCCAUGGAUGGAAGGAGGGCUAGAGGUGGGUCAGAAAGUGAGAUGGAUGUUCCUGGUGCCACUGAUACCAAUGAUAACGAGGAGGACAAUCCAUUUUUAAGCUUACAAGAAAGGCAAGGGUUGUCAGAUGAAGACCCUACUGGUAGGAAUCAACUACCCGGACAUUACGCUGAUGCUGAUAGCGAUACAGUAGUGGAUCUUUUAAACGCACAAGACGGUACAGAACUUACAGAAACUGUCAGUAUGGCCCACAGAGACAUCAAGCCUGGCAAUUUGAUGCUUUCUAAAGACGGAACCCCCGUUCUAAGUGAUCUAGGGUCAUGCGAUAAAGCUCAAGUCUUGAUCCAAAGCCGAUCGCAGGCAAUAACGCUUCAGGAGUUUGCUAAUGAACAUUGUACGCUAGCAUACCGAGCUCCCGAGUUGUUAGAUAUUAAAACUGGGGAUGAAUUAGACGAGAAAGUAGACAUAUGGUCUUUGGGGUGUACCUUGUAUGCUCUUCUCUAUGGAUGUUCCCCUUUCGAGCGUGAGGAAAUCGUUAACGGUGCAAACAUUACUUUGGCUAUACAGUCUGGCAAUUAUUCAUUUCCUGACGAGCCUAUCUAUCGCGAUGGAUUGAAGCUGCUAGUUCAGUUCUGUUUAGUGAUUGAGCCUAAAAAGAGGCCAAGCAUCGAGGAGGUAUUGAGUAAGGCAUUGGACGUCCAAAGAGUUUGA